AUGGCUAUAGAAAGGAACAACACAGUUGUGACAAAAUUCAUCCUCCUGGGAUUUUCAGAUCAUCUUCAAAUGAAGAUUUUACUUUUUGUGCUAUUUCUGGGGAUCUACCUCCUGACCCUAGGCUGGAACCUGAGCCUCAUCGCUCUUAUCAGAAUGGACUUUCACCUGCACACACCCAUGUACUUCUUCCUCAGUAACCUGUCUUUUCUGGACAUCUGCUAUGUGUCCUCCACAGUUCCCAAGAUGCUCUCUGACAUUAUCACAGAACAGAAAACCAUUUCCUUUGUUGGCUGUGCCACACAAUACUUUGUCUUCUGUGGAAUGGGGCUGACCGAAUGCUUUCUUCUGGCAGCCAUGGCCUAUGACCGGUAUGCUGCAAUCUGCAACCCAUUGCUCUACACGGCCCUCAUAUCCCAUACACUUUGUUUAAAGAUGGUGGCUGGUGCCUAUGUGGGAGGAUUCCUUAGUUCUUUAAUUGAAACAUACGCUGUCUAUCAGCAUGAUUUCUGUGGGCCCAACGUAAUCAACCACUUCUUCUGUGACCUUCCUCCAGUCCUGGCUCUGUCCUGCUCUGAUACCUUCACCAGCCAGGUGGUGACCUUCAUUGUGGGUGUUGUUGUUGGAGUGAUAUCUGUCCUUGUGGUCCUCAUCUCUUACAGUUACAUUGUUGUGACUGUCCUGAAGAUCAGCUCAGCUAAAGGUAGGGCCAAGGCCUUCAGCACCUGUGCCUCUCACCUGACUGCUGUGACCCUCUUUUACGGUUCUGGUCUCUUCAUGUAUAUGCGACCUAGUUCCAGCUACUCCCUAAACCGGGACAAGGUGGUAUCCAUUUUCUAUGCUGUGGUGAUCCCCAUGGUGAAUCCCAUCAUCUACAGUCUUAGGAAUAAGGAGAUUAAAAAUGCCAUGAGAAAAGCUGUGGAAAGGGACCAUGUGCUUGCUUACAGGCAUUCAUUUUUCUGA
Cynocephalus volans (Philippine flying lemur) is the source of this 960-nucleotide messenger RNA. Its product is annotated as olfactory receptor 5A2. Gene Ontology annotation, molecular function: odorant binding; G protein-coupled receptor activity; olfactory receptor activity. The transcript has a single exon. Gene Ontology annotation, cellular component: membrane. Gene Ontology annotation, biological process: G protein-coupled receptor signaling pathway. The coding region runs from base 1 to 960 and encodes 319 amino acids. The record is from RefSeq and is a predicted model, not a curated record. Lineage: Eukaryota; Metazoa; Chordata; Mammalia; Dermoptera; Cynocephalidae.